Papaver somniferum (opium poppy) is the source of this 2940-nucleotide messenger RNA. RefSeq lists its product as uncharacterized. Lineage: Eukaryota; Viridiplantae; Streptophyta; Magnoliopsida; Ranunculales; Papaveraceae. The record is from RefSeq and is a predicted model, not a curated record. The transcript is spliced from 6 exons. Bases 1 to 2940 code for a protein of 979 amino acids.
AUGAUGAACUGUAAUCAACUUGAUAUCAAAAAAAUUUGUGGCUUCACAAAUGUGGGUUGGACUUUCCAACAGGUUGUUGGUAGUAAAGGAGGCAUGUUAAUUUUGUGGGAUAAAGACUUUGUAGAGAUCAAUGGUUCACUGGCGAGGGAAUACACUUUGUCUGUCUCUUGUACUUACAAGUCAGACAAUUUCAAAUGGAUGUUAACAAAUGUUUAUGGUCCAUAUAAUCCAGUGGAGAGAAAAGAUUUUUGGGUGGAACUAGAUAAUACCUGCAGACUUUGGGAUCUCCCUUGGUGCAUUGGGGGUGAUUUCAACACAGUUAAAAAGUGUGAUGAAAAAAAGAAUUGUUAUAGAAUUACAAGGAGUAUGACUCAAUUCAAUAAGUUCAUUGAGGAACAUGAACUUAUUGACCUACCUCUGAAAGGUGCAAGGUACAUUUGGUCCAAUGGGCAAUCAAAUCCUGUGAUGUGCAGACUUGACAGAUUUCUCAUCUCCCCUUCUUUUGAAACUCAUUAUCCAUUCAUAACCCAACUUGCCAAAUCUAGACCAACAUCAAACCACAUUCCUAUCCUUAUAGACAUCUCUGAUCCUAGUUGGGGCCCUAGUCCUUUUAGGUUUGAAGUUAUGUGGUUCUUGGAGAAUGGUUUCUUACAAUUAUUAGAAAAUUGGUGGCUUUCUUUUGAUUUUGCAGAGGACAAGACCUUAUCUGAAGAGGAGAUCAACAAGAUGCUAUCUCUGAAGACGGAGUUUGAAAAAACAACACACAUGAAGAAGGUUUCAUGGAAGAUUAAGUCAAAAACUCAGUGGUUGCAAGAAGGUGACAAAAAUACUUCAUUCUUCAUUAGUAAAGCUUCAGAUAUAAGGAGGCACAAUAGAAUCAAGCAAUUAUACAUAAAUGGUGCGUUGGUGGAUGAAAAAAUUAUUCUUCAAGAUCAUAUUGUGAACUAUUACAAUACUUUAUUUACAGAAGAAGAGAUAAUAAGACCCAAUCUUGAAGACAUUGUCUUUGAUAAGAUAAACACACAAGAGUGUGAUAUCUUAGAUGCAGAAUUCUCUGAGGAAGAAGUUAUUGCUGCUAUUAAGGAUCUUGGAAGUGACAAAGCACCGGGUCCAGAUGGUCAAAUCAAUAGCAAGCACAAUUUCACCUUCAUCACUUUGGUUCCUAAAAAGGAUUAUGUAGAGACAAUUGAAGGUACGCAAAUAAUAUAUGGCACAUUGAUUGCCAAUGAACUUGUGGAUUCAAGGAUUAGAUCUGGUAAAGCUGGUAUUAUUUGUAAGAUAGACCUGGAAAAGGCCUUUGACAGGAUUAACUGGAAGUACUUGGAGGUUGUGAUGCUUCAAAUGGGUUUUAGCAGUAAGCUGUGCAAAUGGCUCAGGUUCUGUUAUUCUACCUCAACCUUUUCAGUUUUAAUCAAUGGCUCUUCUUUUGGUUUCUUCUCAAGUUCAAGGGGUGUUAGACAGGGUUGUCCCGUUUCUCCUAUUUUGUUUAACAUAGCCAUGGAAGGCUUCUCAAGAUACAUGGAUAGAGCUUCUCAACUUAGUCUUUUUAGUGGUUUUUCUGUAACUACUUCUAGCAUUACUGUCAAUCAUUUACAUUAUGCUGAUGAUACAAUAUUCUUUAUUGAUCACAGUAAAGAGGAAUUAAUUAACUUAUUUUCAGCUCUCAAGUACUUUGAGUUUAUUUCUAGCCUCAAGGUUAAUACUUCCAAAACAAGACUAAUAACCAUUGGUGAGGUGCCAGAGUUGUCUGUUUGGGCUGUAGAGUUUGGUUGUGCCACUGACAAUCUUCCAUUCAUGUACCUUGGUAUGCCACUGGGAGCUAAGCCAAAUUCUAAGCACAUCUGGGAUCAUAUUAUUGAGAAGUUUGAGGAAAGAUUGUCUUUGUGGAGACAAAUUUCUCUUUCCAAGGGAGGUAAACUUGCUUUGCUUAAAUGUAUUCUAUGUUCACUCCCAAUUUAUUAUUUCUCUCUUUUUAAAGCACCUGUUUCUGUGAUCAAAAUACUUGAGAAGAAAAUGAAAAAUUUUCUUUGGGAAAAUGGAAUUGGAUCAAAGGUUUCUCAUCUCAUAAAUUGGGGUUUAGUUUGUGCUGACAAAGAAAGGGGUGGUCUGGGAAUGCGCAACUUAAAGAUAAUGAAUCAGUGUAUGCUUGCUAAAUGGUGUUGGAGGUUUGGUCAAGAUAAGAAUAGGCUAUGGUACAAUAUUAUUGUUGAUAAACAUGGUAGGGAGAUUUCUUUUUGGAAUGAUAUCUGGAGUGGCAACAUAUCUCUUGCCUUGGAUUUUCCGGCCCUUUACAGGUUAGCUUGCAGUAAGACUUCAAAGCUAGCUGAUAUGAUCUCUACUAACGGUAAUUGGAAAUUUGACUUCAAAAGGUAUUUCUCCAGUCUUGAAGCAAAUGAUUUUGCACAAUUUUUGCUAAGGAUUGGCAGCAAUCCACCGGAGUUGGACAACCUCUCAGAUACCAGACGCUGGACUCUAAACAGCAGUGGAACUUUUAGCAUCAAGUCUCUUUAUGCCAAGUUGGUAGAAGGUUCUGGUUUGGACGACUUCCCUUAUGGUUUUGUCUGGCAUAAGUCAAUCCCUCCAAAGAUCAAUUUUAUGGUUUGGUGUAUAAUUCAUGAGAGACUUAAUACCAUCGAUAAUUUGCAGAAUAAAGGAGUAGAUAUCUACAACUCAUGUGCCCUCUGUGGUGAUGAUACAAAAUCGCAUGAUCAUAUCUUCCUUCACUGUAAAAUAGCUCAUAAAAUAUGCUGCAGUGGUUUACACAAUCUGGUUGGAGAGAAUAAGUGUACAUUUGAACCAAAUCAUACUUUCAAGACAGAAGAUGACUUGGGAUUGGAAGUAACAAGUUCAGUCUUAGCUUGGGAGGAGGCUGCGGGUAGAAGAGUUCAUCUUAAUUUUUUAAGUACAGUCCACAAUACAUGGGAUGCUAUUUUUGUUUAA